ACAAACUAAAAUGGCUUCAAACAGAGGGUAUUGUGUAUGUGGACAAGUCAAUGAAGAGACGGGUUUUAUGAUCCAAUGUGAUGUUUGCAGAGAUUGGUUCCACGGGAACUGUGUAGAUGUUAAGGAACAUGAGUCAGUUGAUAUUGAGAAAUACCACUGUCCAGCCUGUGAGGAAGCUCAUGGACCCUCUGUCUAUAAAGAAAGGAAGAAUUGGCAUAGACAUGAUUACACAGAUGCUGAAGCUGAAGGGAAGGCUAUUCAAACUGGAACACCAGUGUUUAUCCAUGAACUGAAACAAAGGCACUUUCGGAGUGCAGAUGAAGUUAUAGUGAAGCUGAGAGGCCAACAGUUGACGUUACCAUACCUUAUGCAGAAUGGGUUUGAAUGGCCCAUACUGGUUGAAAGCAAGGAAGGUCUUGAUCUUGUUAUGCCUCCAGAGAACUUUACCAUUUAUGAUAUUUGUGAUUAUGUUGGUGAAGAUGUACAUUUGGAUGUGAUUGAUGUAAUGAAACAAGAGGGAGAUAUUAAGAUGACAAUGAAGGAGUGGGCAGAUUAUUUUGAAAACCCUGAUAGAAGUAGAGUGUACAAUGUUAUAAGCCUGGAAUUUUCCAAAACAAGGCUGUCUGAAUUUGUUACUCCACCAUCUAUUGUGAGGAAGAUAAGCUGGGUAGAGACAUGCUGGCCAACCAAUCUUCCUGAAGAUUGUCCUUAUUCUCGACCAGCUGUUAUGAAGUAUUGCUUGAUGGGAACAAAAGAUAGUUAUACAGAUUUCCAUAUUGAUUUUGGUGGGACCUCAGUUUGGUAUCACAUCCUUAAGGGUGAAAAAAUUUUCUACCUCAUUCGACCUACUCCAGCAAAUGUUUCACUGUAUGAACGAUGGAUGUCAUCUGCCAAUCAAAGCGAGAUGUUUUUUGGGGACCAGGUUGAUUCCUGUUAUAAACUAAUUCUAGAAAAAGGAAGUACACUUUUUAUACCAGCAGGGUGGAUUCAUGCUGUACUGACAUCAAAAGAUUCAUUGGUGUUUGGAGGAAAUUUUCUCAAUACUUUUAAUAUACCAUUACAGUUACAAGUCUAUGAAACUGAACAGAGGAUAAAAACCCCACACAAGUAUCGGUUUCCAUGGUUUGAAACAACACACUGGUUUGCUGCAGAGCUUGUUCUCCAACAGCUAAGGGAGAUUAACCAAGGAGAAAGAAAAGCUCCUCAUUACAAUGUAGCCGGAGCAAAAUCUUUAAUUACAGCAUUAAAAGUCUGGAGUCAAGGCACAGAGGUUAAAGGUAGAAGUCAUGAGGAUAUUCCUGAUGGAAUUGAUGCUGCCAAGUUGAUAAAAGGGCUUUCCAGAGAAGUCAGAAUAGUUGAAAAGAGGCAAGCUAUUAACAAGAUAGUGAAAGAAGAUAAGAAGCCUGUAAGACUAAGAAAACAACUGCAUUCUGUGACAGGGAGUAGCCUAGAUACAGAUUUAAAAGCUGUCAUCCCAAAACAUGAGAUAUCAAAAUUGGGUGAUGAAAACAAAGUAGUCACUUCUCUGAAACUGUCACUGAAGUCCAAGUUAUCCUCUCAGGAAUCCAGUACAGAAAUGAUCUCUUCCUCAAAUCCAUCACAAUCUUCAAUAAAGCUAUGUAUACCAAAGUCUGCAGUGACAGCUUGCCCUGGAAAAGGGAGAGCACGUGCACCAAGAAAGGAUCUCAAAAAUAAUUUCUCAAAACAGAAUUCUCAAGAAAAUAAAGCAAAAAAAGGGAAACCCCUAAAAUUGAAGGUUUCGUGUGGGAAAGUAGUAAGUGAAGAGAAGAAACCCAUACAAGAGGUAAAGAACACAUCUGUUUACGACUUUGUAGAUUCUGAAGAUGAUGCAUUAGUUGUUGAUGAAAAUCCACGUCUUCCUCCGAAACGGCCAAAAGCUUCAGCUGUAAAAAGAAAACCUCCUGGGGUAACAAAACAGAACAAUUUAAAAAGCGAGCCAUUAAAGCUAAGAUUAUCUUUUAAUGGUAAAGCAACAUCAGAGAAGCCAUCCAUAGGUUCAUCCUUCUCUUCUUCAGAACAAGACAAGGAACUAAGUGACUGUACGUCCCCUGGACCAAAGAAUGCCACUAUUGAUGACUUGUUAUUGGCUAGUGCUUACACAGGUGAUCCAGACAACACCAGAGUUAGUCUGGAGGAGGAACUAAGCGGAGGACGCACUUCUCCGUCCACCAGAGAAGCUAUUCAGGGAAUGUUAUCCAUGAGCAAAAGUGUCUUUACCUUUGACUCAACUUUGAAUCAAGCAGGGGACUCUGUAAGUGCUACGAUAAACAGUGGAGAAACUGGCUUAACAUCAGAAACUGGGCUUGGAAGCUUGACAGACAUCCGAGCCACUAACAUGUCUAUUCUAGUCAAUAGGCCACUUCACAUUGAUGCUGGUAAAUCAGUAGUGAGCCACAACAGAUUGAUCAGGAGAAAAUAUCCUGAUGAGGAAGAUGAUGAGGAGUUUGAAGAAAGUUUAAAAAACUGUCCAGAAGAUGGGGAUUUCAUUUAUUUAGGGUUUGAAGCUACUGAUGAAGAGGGUUAUAUUUUCAAACGUCGCGGAAGAAGAAAACCAGAUGAAGCUUGGAAUCCUAAAGCUAAAUUAGUACCAAAUUGUCCCAAGCCAGAACGGCCAGUUCGAGAAGGUGUGAGAAAAGAAGUGGUUGAAUCAGGAAUAGCUGCAGCUGCUGCGAAGCUAGCUAACUUACCACCUCAGAAACGUUCAUAUAACAAGAAGAAAGUCAUCCACCCUAAAAGUAAAGAAGAGCAUUUGUUCAAUCCUCAGCCUGGUCCUUCUCAUCUCACGGACUUUUCCUUAAAAAGACCAGCUUCAGUGGAGAUGCUGUCUAAAGUUAAAAACCUAAAAAAGGAUUUGCUACAGCCAAGCAGAGAUUAGGAAAAAUCUUGAAAAUCCAUAAAAUGUUACACUGACCAUCUGUUUUCUAGUGAAUUCACCAGUUUAUGAUCAGAGUACCUGGAAUGUUCCCCUGACCGUGUUGAUCUGUUUUAGUAACUGAUCGUGUGAAAAAUGGAAGACUUUGACUCUCAGGGAAACUAAGGAGCAUGCAGACUGCAUGACCUUUACCACAUCAACUUGCCUUGUUAUUAAUUUAGUAGCUCUGUUGUAGGCCUGUUGCUUUUGUUUCAGACACUUUCGUUAUCAGUCUGAUACUGUAACAACAUUUGAUGGUGUUGACGAUAAGUCACCCAUUCAAUUUAAAUUUUAUUGCACAAAUCUGUUUAGUAAGUUAAAAUUGGUAACAUGUUUUUCGUACAUUUAGAAAUGUUAACUCCACACAUCUUUUUACUGGUAAGAUGCCAAUUGAGAUACACCAUUAAACUUAUGAACACCAUUUGAUAUUUUUCUACUAGGUUCUAAACAGUAACUAAGGAGAUCAGAAUAUGAGCAAUUUUUAUUAUUGUACAACAGUAAAGAUUAAUAUUCUAUUAGCUAAACAAGUAUCAGCCUUGUUAUUACAGGUGUUUUGUAGUACAGAUAAUUCUUUAUUAGAUACAUUUAAUACAUCAUCAUUACCAGUUGUUGAAUAGAAACUGAGAUAAACUAUUAUUAAAAAUUAGUUAAUGAAAUUUCUUCAAUUGGUUCAGAGGUAUAAUAAAAUUUUGUAGUACUGGUAAGAUGCCAAUUGAGAUACACCAUUAAACUUAUGAACACCAUUUGAUAUUUUUCUACUAGGUUCUAAACAGUAACUAAGGAGAUCAGAAUAUGAGCAAUAGUUAAUUGGUUCAGAGGUAUUAUAAAAUUUUGUAGUACUGUACAUAAGCAUUUGACUAAUAUUUCUGAGUUUACCGCUUUAACUAGAAUGGGAGAUAUCAGUGCAAUCAUUAAAUCUCAAUGAAGAUUGAUAUCUCGGUGAUAGACAACUAGAAAUUUUGAUUCAUCGGUAAUUAAUAUCAGCUGUACUGUUAAAUAGUAAUAGAAGGUUCAUCCCUUUUGUUUGGUUUUAGCAAAAGGAAAGCCUGUUUAUGGUUUUUAGAACAUUAAGUAUUCAAACAGAUGAAUGUGCUUUGAAAUCUUGCUGUUUUGUCUACUUAAUUACUUCAUAGAACAGAUUCGUUCUUUUGUAUGGUGAAAUCUUGUAUGACUACAGUGUUUAAUAUCUAUUUAAUUUUCUUACAUAUAGUAAUUAGUGUGGAUUGUUUUUAACAUCUGUGGUUUAAUGGUUUUAUAUUAUAGAUGUUUUGCAAAGAAGAAUAAAGUAUGCAUUGUGUUUGAUAUGAAAAAAGACAAUCAUUUUGAGAAGAUGUAUAAAGUUGAGCUUGGUGAUAGUAUUCUGUGUAAGGUCAAACAACAUUAUUAAACACAUUGAGAUACAUUCAGCAUCUCUUUAGUUUAAUUAGUGCUUUUCUACUUUCGAUAUUUGGUUUAUUGGCCCAUUAGCAUUAUGUUUUUACAACCUCUAGGUUUUAAUCAAAGCUUUAGUCAGUCAACAUUACUUAAUGUCCAAAUAACACAACAUCAUGGUCAGGAGCAUUGCUAUAGAAUUACAAUCUUAGACAAGACAUAUGUUUGUAAAAAUAGUAAAUGCAUGAAUAGUCACUCAUUGAUGAAAAAUUCAAGUACUAAUGUAUAUAUAUACAUAUUUUAAAGGCAGAUAAAACUUGUAUGCAAGUUAUUCACACACAUACAUUUAUAUUUGUGACCUCCCACACAUAUAAAUCAGUAAUUUUAUCACAUCUUUGGUCUUUUUCUUAUGACUCACUAUGUAGUUAUAAUUUUGAACUAAGUGAAUUAUAAAGGUGUUUGAAAUACAGAAGCUAAAAUAGAACAUAUUAUUAAGGACAGUGUGUUUGGAGGAGAAGGAUGGGAUAAGUUAGUGUUGCCCUUCUACAGAUCGACAUGUAACCCUACAUCACUCCUCAUUAUAACUUCCAAACUAAUUACAGUAGAUCAUAUGGUGAUAAUAUGCUGGUGCUUUGACUUUAAAUACAUAUAUUUGAUAUGUACCCUGAUCAAAGGAUUUGCCAGCACAGUUAUUAAAAUAUUAGUCAACAAGACUCUCUAAACGUUUUCUUUACACUGAAAGAACUUUGCUAGUGAACAGACAUCUCACAUCUCUUGUUACUUGUUAUAAUAUUAUAAGCUUCCCACACUAAAUGAUAGUUUCUUUCUUAUAUCAACAACUUAUUACCUACAUUUGCAGAUUAAGAAGUAUUGACUUAAGUAUGCAUGCAAUUGAUAAUGCUUGGAGAUGGCUUGAAUGGGUAAUGAAGAAAAACUUUAAAAUAAGUUUAACAUAACAGCAAAUGUACAACAUUUCUACAAGGUUUUGUCAUCAUCAGGUACUAGUAGUUUACACUGACAUAUAUAUAUAUAUGUAUAUAUACAGUAUGGAACAAAGAGGUCACAUGACCAAAUACUAUUGCAAGACUUAGAGGAGAUACCUUGGCACUCCAGGGUGUUGGUUUAGUAGUAGGGUUGUUUUGUUCAAUUAAGAUAGAU
Molecule: messenger RNA, 5461 nt
Organism: Limulus polyphemus (Atlantic horseshoe crab)
Lineage: Eukaryota; Metazoa; Arthropoda; Merostomata; Xiphosura; Limulidae
Product: histone lysine demethylase PHF8-like
Exons: 20
Coding region: 11-2896 (961 amino acids)
Biological process (GO): protein demethylation; regulation of transcription by RNA polymerase II
Molecular function (GO): transcription coregulator activity; histone demethylase activity
Source: RefSeq, a predicted model, not a curated record